AUUUUAGCUGAGCUAUAGAGAAGUCGUCCUUCAUGCGUCGGUAGGUCACUGUCGUCAGAUACGGUGACCCCAUUUCUUUUUCUUUUUUUCACUUCGCCCGUAUAUAAAAGCAGCUCCAAAAAGACAGUCUACGCUGAGGCAUUUCGACGUAGCGAGCGAGAACAAGCAGAUUUUUUACUUCACGAAGGCGAUUAGCAAGCGUGAAGAUGAAGGUGGUCUUGGUUUUGGCGCUCUUCGUCGCCGUCGCUGUCAUCAGCGCGUCCGGAACUUCACCUCCUAACUGUGAAGGCGUGACAUGUGACCCAGCAACUUGCGAAGUGUUUCAAUGCACGUGCGGAAGCUACAAGGGCUCCUGCGGAUGCUGCGACUUCUGCUUCAAGUGUCCUGGCGAUGAGUGUACGAAGCUGUUCAACGACCCCUGCACAGAGGGCCACCACUGCGUCCUCGACAAUCCGAAUGAGCACUUCAACACUGGCGGCAAGGGACACUGCAGAUCCGUGAACGAGACAUCUACCGAACACCACCACCACGAGCACGCGGAACACAAGAACUGAACAACUCAACCUGCACUGCCCUGAGACCGUAGUGCAGUCACGAACAAGUCGCUUUGUCAACCACUCUUCUUCCAUGGGAUAAUAAAUGUUCACACAGUUGCCAACAAUUG
Molecule: messenger RNA, 664 nt
Organism: Rhipicephalus sanguineus (brown dog tick)
Lineage: Eukaryota; Metazoa; Arthropoda; Arachnida; Ixodida; Ixodidae
Product: single insulin-like growth factor-binding domain protein-2
Exons: 4
Coding region: 207-554 (115 amino acids)
Source: RefSeq, a predicted model, not a curated record